GAGGGGCCCAGCAGGCUCCACCCACUACAGGCUGCCUGCAGAAAACUACAGGAGGGGGCGGAGACAAGACCAGUCAACCUGCACCAGCAGAGAGAGCAGAGUUGUAGGAGGGGCCCAGCAGGCUCCACCCACUACAGGCUGCCUGUAGAAAACUACAGGAGGGGGCGGAGACAAGACCAGUCACCCCACACAAGGAGAGAGAGAGCAGAGCUAUAGGAGGGGCCCAGCAGGCUCCACCCACUACAGGUUGCCUGCAAA
Messenger RNA from Staurois parvus, 258 nucleotides. Lineage: Eukaryota; Metazoa; Chordata; Amphibia; Anura; Ranidae. The record is from the annotation of a GenBank genome assembly.